Hippocampus comes (tiger tail seahorse) is the source of this 1568-nucleotide messenger RNA. It is a transcript of the gene mthfd2, whose product is annotated as methylenetetrahydrofolate dehydrogenase (NADP+ dependent) 2, methenyltetrahydrofolate cyclohydrolase. The transcript is spliced from 8 exons. Gene Ontology annotation, molecular function: methenyltetrahydrofolate cyclohydrolase activity; methylenetetrahydrofolate dehydrogenase (NAD+) activity; methylenetetrahydrofolate dehydrogenase (NADP+) activity. Gene Ontology annotation, cellular component: mitochondrion. The coding region runs from base 125 to 1141 and encodes 338 amino acids. Gene Ontology annotation, biological process: tetrahydrofolate interconversion. NCBI's taxonomy places the organism in Eukaryota, Metazoa, Chordata, Actinopteri, Syngnathiformes, Syngnathidae. The record is from RefSeq and is a predicted model, not a curated record.
CAGCUCUUCCUGUCCUCACAGACAACGACGUUCUGUCAGCCCAGGGAGCUCCCUUCGCUCUUCUUCCUCCUUCCUCGUCGCUCGGCCGGUUUGCCGUCUUCUAACUUCAGCCUUCUCAACCACCAUGGCAGCGGCCAGGACUCUCAGGAAAGUGUGCCAGCACUCUCGUCAUCAGCUGUGUCUCCUUCACACAUCCGCCUCGAGGCAGGAGGCAGUGGUCAUCUCAGGAAAGAAGCUGGCUCGCCAGAUCCGGGACGAGGCGCGGUCCGACGUGGAAAAAUGGAUGUUGGCCGGACACCGGCGGCCUCACCUCAGCGUGAUUCUGGUCGGCGACAACCCGGCCAGCCACUCGUACGUCCUCAACAAGACCCGAUCGGCCGCCGACGUCGGAAUCUCCAGCGAGACCAUCCUUAAGCGCUCCGACAUCAGCGAGGAAGAGCUGUUGGACCUCAUCUUUAAGCUCAACACGGACCAUCGUGUGGACGGCCUGCUGGUACAACUGCCUCUGCCGGACCACAUUGAUGAGCGCGCCAUCUGCAACGCCGUCGCCCCCACCAAGGACGUGGACGGCUUCCACGUGGUCAACGUGGGCCGCAUGUGCCUGGAUCAGUCCACCAUGUUGCCCGCCACUCCCUGGGGGGUCAUGGAGAUCAUCAAACGCACAGGCAUUCCCACUGUGGGCAAGAAUGUAGUGGUGGCGGGCCGCUCCAAGAAUGUGGGCAUGCCCAUCGCCAUGCUGCUGCACACGGACGGACGGCACGAGAGACCGGGAGGCGACGCCACCGUGACCAUCUCCCACCGUUACACUCCCAAGGAUCAACUCCGACAUCACACUCAAAUCGCGGACAUCGUCAUCGCUGCUGCAGGAAUUCCCAAUCUCAUAACCGCCGACAUGAUUAAAGAAGGGGCGGCCGUCAUUGACGUGGGCAUCAAUCGGGUGCAGGACCCGAUCACCGGGAAAAGCAGGCUAGUUGGAGAUGUGGAUUUUGAAGGUGUGCGACAGAAGGCGGGCUUCAUCACGCCAGUGCCAGGCGGCGUGGGGCCCAUGACGGUGGCUAUGCUCAUGAAGAACACUAUCAAAGCGGCCAAGAACGUCCUGCUCUAUCCUCCCGAGAGGAUCCGCAUGGCGGCCGCGUCCUAAUUCGGGAGGCAAUGAAUCCCCAAAACAAAACAUUCCAACCCCCCCUUCAAUGUUUUUUUUCUUUUUUCUAUUAUUAUCUUGGCCUGGAAGUGUUUAAGGCGGAAUUUUUUUUAAACCCCUUCCAUGUGUUCAGCCACGUUUGUCUGUUACAUCUACUCAUGUGACAGAAUUCAAUUUUGACUGGGCCUACUGUUUUCAACAGGAUCACCAGAGAUUGUUUAUAUUUAUUGCUUCAGCGGCGUAUGCGGUAUUUAAGGAGCGCAUGGUGGCGGCAUUCACCUCAAGAGCAAAGUGGUGCAGUGUUGAUUAAAAAAAAAAAAAAAAGGGCUGACUCCAUCAGGAGCGCGUUGACCAGUAUUCAAAAGCUUUAAAAAUUCACUAAUGCCUUUGUGAAAGCUUAAAUAAAGAUUUGUGACGAUUCUUCUCA